GCAGCAUGAAGGGAGGAGGAGGAUCAAAGAGGAGAUUCCUCAGGGCCUUCCUCCACUCAUGGAAGAAGCUCGGCGCCGCCGCGCCGCCCGCGGCCGGCGACUGGGCUCCCCUCGACGGCGGGGAGGGCGCGAUCCCGAGCGACGUGCCCAGGGGCCACACGGUGGUGUACGUCGGCGAGGAGCUGCGCCGCUACGUCGUCAGGGUGUCGUCCCUCGACCACCCGCUGUUCCGCGAGCUGCUCGACCGCGCCCGGGACGAGUACCAGUUCGCCGCCGCCGACGCGAGGCUGUGCAUACCCUGCGACGAGGACAUCUUCCUCGGCGUCCUCUGCCAUGUCGACUCCAAGCAGGAGCACUGGAGGCUCGUCUCGCUUUGCAGAUAG
Oryza brachyantha (malo sina) is the source of this 383-nucleotide messenger RNA. Its product is annotated as auxin-induced protein X10A-like. The transcript has a single exon. Gene Ontology annotation, biological process: response to auxin. The record is from RefSeq and is a predicted model, not a curated record. NCBI's taxonomy places the organism in Eukaryota, Viridiplantae, Streptophyta, Magnoliopsida, Poales, Poaceae. The coding region runs from base 6 to 383 and encodes 125 amino acids.